AUGUCUCAACUUCAGAGCAAGGACAUCAUCUUCUCAAAUUACGGCAACGGCAAACAAACCUUUAUCAUACCCUUGACUUUCACAGAUAUAAGCGAUGCUAAGGGUAUCAUCACAAGAAUCGGAUAUGGCGGUGAUGUUUGGGAAUUGAGAGUGGACCUUCUUAGCCCACCUGGCAAUGAGGUUGGCGAUGUGAAUCUGCCUUCCUUAGUUUACGUCAAGGAGCAGGUGGAGGCUCUCCAAGCAAUGUCUUCCCUGCCCAUCCUUUUCACUAUCCGCACCAAGUCGCAAGGUGGCAAAUUUCCUGACGAUGCGAGUAAGGAGGCUUUGGACCUCAUUUUGCUUGCUAUUGCGUCCGGAAUAUCCUAUGUUGAUGUGGAAAUUGAUUGGCCUCCGGCUAUGCUCAAAGAGAUUAUGGAGAAAAGGGGUUCCACAAAAGUCGUGGCCUCCUACCAUAGCUGGACUGGCAAGGUGGGAUGGACGAGCGAAGAGCUCAUGCAGAAAUUUGCUGCAGCGGAUGCGUUUGGUGAUAUCAUCAAAUUAAGUAUACUCUCACCCACAAUCGAGGAUUGCUACGAGCUUAGCUUGUUUGUUCGGGAUUACAAGCUAAAAUAUUCAAAACCACUCCUGGCUGUGGGGAUGGGGGCAAAUGGGCAGCUUUCAAGAAUUACGUCCCCGAUCUCACUUGUCACCCACCCCUUGAUUCCAUUCCCUUCGGCGCCUGGUCAACUCACUUUAGCGCAAGUCCAUCAAGCACGUCACCUCAUUGGGCAGCUACCUAAACAGGAAGUUUCAGUGGUAGGCAAGGAAAACGUCACUCAGAAGGUCUCGCACGCUCUACAAGCUGCCUUCUUGGAGUUGGGAUACCCGCAUUUGUGCAGUGUCUACAAAGGAAAAAAUGGGAAUGUGACUUCGGAACUCGACGUAACUGGUUUGGGUUCUACUUCCUCCAUGGUUACGGCAGUUGCGGAGGCGUUUGUGCAAUACACAGGGAGGCCUGUACCGUGUUCCAACAGCCAGGACAGAAUGCCCUCUCUAUUGAAGAUCAAGGAUAGCUCUGCCUUCCCGGCGCCAAAGUCAGUUUAUAACUGGCGGGUGUAUGCCUUGGCCAUCUCUGCGAGCAUGGGCUCUUCCAUGUUUGGAUACGACUCAGCCUUUAUUGGUGGUACCAUAACCUUACCAUCAUUUAAGAGCAGGUUCGGGCUUGACAGCGAUUCUAAGGAGGCUCUUGCUUCGCUCAGUGCCAACAUCGUGAGCACAUUCCAGGCUGGCUGCUUUUUUGGGGCUAUCCUAGUGUCAUAUUUCACUGAGAAAUUUGGUCGCAGAAUACCCUUGCUAUCUUGCGGUAUUCUAUUUAAUUUGGGUGUUGUUUUGCAACUUGCUUCUUCUGGUAACCUUGGGCUUAUCUACGGCGGUCGUGCACUGACUGGGCUUGCUGUCGGUGCCUCCUCCCUCAUCGUUCCUCAGUAUAUCGCAGAAUGGUCGCCACCUGCGAUCCGAGGUCGACUAAUUGGAAUUUUCGAAAUGGUCCUCCAGCUGUCUCAGAUUAUCGGCUUUUGGGUCAACUAUGGGGUAAAUGAGCAUAUUUCCGGUUCUUCUGAUGCGCAGUGGAGAAUUCCCUUUAGCCUACAGCUUAUUCCUGGAACUCUGCUAGUUAUACUUAUGCUGCUACAACGCGAGUCACCUCGAUGGCUGAUCAAAAAUGGCCAGCGCGCAAAAGCAAUUGAUAAUCUCUCCUUCGUCCGAAAACUUCCCGUGGAGGACGCCUAUAUCCAGUGGGAGGCUGACACAAUCGAGGAACAGCUAAGGCAUGAAGCUGAGGUUGGUGCUAGCCAGCCAUUCCUCGUGAAGAUCAAGGAAGUGUUUCUCCCUAGGAAUCGAAACCGACUUUUGGUUGGCAUGUCCUUGAUGAUGUUACAGAACCUUUCGGGCAUUAACGCACUCAAUUACUACUCGCCUACUAUCUUCAAGUCCAUUGGUUUCUCCGGUACUAGUGUCGGGCUGCUAGCAACCGGAGUCUUCGGCAUCGUGAAGUGUACAGCGACUAUCCUUUUCAUGGUAUUCGGAAUUGACCGUCUCGGCCGUCGCAAGUCUAUGAUAAUUGGCUCUUCGGGCGCCAUCGUCGCCAUGUAUUACCUUGGUGCCUACACCAAACUCUCUGGGUCUUUCGAAACUCCUGCAACUAGAGAUGCUGGUGCUUAUAUAGCCAUUGUAAUGGUCUAUAUUUUUGCUGUUUUUUACGCCAUCUCCUGGAACGGUAUCCCGUGGGUUUUCUGUGCCGAGGUUUUCCCGACUGUGGCUGGGGCAGUUCAUAAUUACUUACUCGACUCCCUAUAUGAUGGUAAACAUCACGUAUGGUACUUUCCUUUUUUUGGGAGCUCCGUGGUGUGCGGUCUGAUUAUUGUGUAUUUGUUCAUGCCGGAGACUAAGGGCUUUUCAUUGGAGGAGAUGGAUAUUCUCUUCAGUAUCCGCGGCUUCGCACUUGACAAGCGCCGAGGCGCAGAACGUGCUAUUGCUGAUCAGCGAGCGGCCGAACAGACGGUCGUUGAGAAUAAGGUUGGAACACAGCAUAUGGAGAACACUGCUUCUGUCUAA
Messenger RNA from Penicillium cosmopolitanum, 2592 nucleotides. RefSeq lists its product as uncharacterized. The transcript is spliced from 6 exons. Gene Ontology annotation, molecular function: carbohydrate:proton symporter activity; 3-dehydroquinate dehydratase activity. The coding region runs from base 1 to 2592 and encodes 863 amino acids. NCBI's taxonomy places the organism in Eukaryota, Fungi, Ascomycota, Eurotiomycetes, Eurotiales, Aspergillaceae. The record is from RefSeq and is a predicted model, not a curated record. Gene Ontology annotation, biological process: carbohydrate transport; transmembrane transport. Gene Ontology annotation, cellular component: membrane.